AUGGAUACACAAGUUGAAAGCGCGGUGGAUAUUGCGUCCAGCCCUACUACCAGUCAGGAGCUCAAAGGACAGGCUAUGGAAUUUCUGCAGAACGUCAAGGUUUCUCCAGAAGGAUGGCAGAUUUGUUUACCCCUUUUUGUCAGGGAUCAGAGAGCCAACGAAAUCGUGCGCAUGUUCUGCCUGGAUGUUUUAAACACAGCAAUCCAACAGCGUUACCAAACUCCACAGGAUCAAUCCCUCACAUACAUCAAGAAUGCACUCGUGGAGUAUAUGAGGCGGACAUACCUAUCAAGCUCAAACAUUUCUGAUUCGGGCAUGAUGCAAAACAAACUCACUCAGACUAUGACUUAUCUUUUCGUCGCAAUGUACACAACGUCAUGGCCAACCUUCUUCGACGAUAUACUAGCUUUAACUUCGACAUCCAGCGGUCAGCAUGAUAACUAUCAGGGUGUCAUGUUUUUUCUGCGAAUGACGGCUAGCGUGCAUGAAGAGGUUGCCGACGUUCUCAUCCCGCGGUCGGCGGAAGAAAUGCAAAGAAAUAGCGCAAUAAAAGAUGCUGCUCGUGAGCGAGAUGUGAAGAAGCUAGUGGCUUCUUGGCAGGAAAUCUUGGGGCAAUGGAGAGGAGCAAAUGAGGAUGUAGUUCUGCUAUGCUUGAGGGUAAUCGGUCGAUGGGUCAGCUGGAUCGAUAUCUCUUUGGUCGUCAACGACGUCUUGUUAGGUUUACUUUUCUACUUCUUGUCAGCCGAAGGAAAGCCUAGGAAUGGAGCUAUCGAGACACUGGCUGAGAUUGUGGGUAAGAAGAUGAAAGGUCCGGAUAAGCUUGAAUUGAUCGCAUUUUUGAAGCUGGGAGAAAUUGUUGGGUCUUUGGUGGCUUCUUCUGCUCUGCAGGCUCAAGGGCAAGAUGAUUAUGAUUAUGACCUUGCGGAGAACGUGGCAAAGUUGGUAAACGGUAUUGGAAUGGAUCUAAUCAGGAUCCUGGAUACUGAUGGCAUGGAUCCCCAUUCAAAACAACGUGCAGAAGAAUAUUUGCAGGCUUUCGUUCCGUUCCUCCUCCGAUUCUUUUCCGACGAGUACGACGAAGUAUCAACAGCAGUAUUUCAAUUCAUGUUCGAUCUCCUUACUCUGCUACGAAAAGAGAAAAAGACAUCCAAUUCAAUUUCCCAAUCUCAUGCUCAAAUGCUACCACCAAUCCUCAGCUCAAUUGUGAUGAAGAUGAAAUAUGAUGUGGACACAAAUUGGGGGGAUGGGGAUGAGCGAACGGAUGAGGCUGAGUUCCAAGAGCUCCGGAAGAAACUGAAGACUCUUCAAGAUACUGUUGCCAGUAUUGAUGAAAGUCUUUACAUCCAAUCUUUGUCGACGCUUGUGGGUAAUACCUUUGAAAGGGUAGCACAAGGGGGACAUAGUGCGAUUGAUUGGCGAGAAGUAGAAACUGCACUGUAUGAGAUGUUCAUAUUUGGAGAACUUGCAAUGAGGAAUGGCGGGCUGUAUAUCAAAGGACAACCAAAUGGAGUUGCUGCCGAAACUCUGAUUGGCAUGAUGUUUAAAAUGAUGAAUUCUAAUAUUGCUAGCUCAUCCCAUCCAGCUGUUAAGCUAAGGUAUAUGGAAAUCAUCAACCGGUAUUCCCCUUUCUUUGAAUCCAAUACCAACCUCAUUGCGCAAGCUCUUGAAGAUUUCGUCAAAGGGGUCCACGACAAUCAUCCCCGGGUGCGAAAACGUUCUUGGUAUCUUUUCCAGCGUUUUGUCAAAUCUCUCCGACAACACAUAGGUGAAGUUUCGGAGACGAUUAUUCAAGCGAUCAGUGAUCUUCUUGUGAUAAAUGCAGAGCUACCCAGUGAUAAUGGAGAUGAUGACAUGUCUUCGGAUGAAAACCAAGGAGAAGACUCGGCAUUUGAGUCACAAUUGUACCUUUUUGACGCAGUUGGAUGUCUGUCUUCCAUAAAAUCGAUUCCUGAACAGAAGCAGGUCAUGCUUGCUCAAACAAUCAUGAAUCCCAUAUUUAUAGACAUGGAGAAGAUUCUUGGUGUGGCAAAGGGUGGAGAUCCACGAGCGGUACUACAAAUUCACCACGAUAUCAUGGCCCUUGGUACAUUGGCAAGAGGUUUCUCCGAUUGGGCACCUAACACAUCUGCAACCACCCCUCCUGGCGGACCUGUUUCCGAUGAGUUUAAGAAUGCCGCAGAGGCCAUAUUGGUGUCAUUGGAAGCUCUUAAUAGGUUUCCUAAUGUCAGGGAGGCAGCUAGACAUUCUUUUUCAAGAAUGGUGGGUGUUCUGGGUCAGAAGAUCUUGCCAAUGUUGCCAAGGUGGAUUGAAGGGUUAUUAGCAGAAAACUCAACAAAGGAGGAGAUGGUGACAUUCUUGAGGCUGUUGGAGCAGGUGGUGCAUGGAUUCAAGACGGAUAUAUUCAAUAUCCUUGAUUCCUUGAUGACACCGCUCCUUGGUAGGAUAUUUUCUGCCUUGGGCGAAGAAACCACCGGAACGGACGACGCCCUAGAAUUGACGGAGUUGAAAAAAGAAUACCUUGGAUUUUUAAUGUGCAUUCUCAACAACGAUCUUGGACAUGUACUCAUAACUCAAUCCAACCAGGAAAUUUUCAAUCAAAGUCUUAAUGUCAUAGAACACUUUGCCAAGGAUAUAUCAGAUCCUGCAACUGCAAAGGUCGCCUUCUUGCUUAUGUCCAAAAUGUCAGCCGUUUAUGGACCAUCAACUGCUGGAAAACCGCAGCAGCAGCAGCAGCAGCAGCAGCAGCCGAAUAGUGUUGCUAAUAACCCACCAGAGAGACCUCUCGAAGGCUUUGAGUCAGUCAUGAUCGAAAACUUCUCGUUACUAUGCUUCCAAGUGCCUUCAACAACCGGGUUCAACCCAAAGGACGCGCAAGCUAAAAUGGUGCUGGGCGAGAUCGCUGGGCUCCAGAAGAUGCUCUAUUACAAAUUAGGAGAAAAUUAUGUCCAUUAUCUUAGGACCAUCUAUUUCCCUUCGUUUGGCUUCGCCUUGGCGGACGAAUAUUUGACUGCGUUGGUGCAAUUUGACCAAAAGAAUUUUAGAAGCUAUUAUCAGAAUUUUGCGGUGCAAGUUAGUGGCGGCUAG
Molecule: messenger RNA, 3084 nt
Organism: Morchella importuna
Lineage: Eukaryota; Fungi; Ascomycota; Pezizomycetes; Pezizales; Morchellaceae
Exons: 7
Coding region: 1-3084 (1027 amino acids)
Biological process (GO): tRNA re-export from nucleus
Cellular component (GO): nuclear matrix; cytoplasm; nuclear pore
Molecular function (GO): tRNA binding; small GTPase binding
Source: RefSeq, a predicted model, not a curated record